This is a messenger RNA of Micromonas pusilla CCMP1545, 839 nucleotides long. RefSeq lists its product as uncharacterized. The transcript is spliced from 3 exons. Lineage: Eukaryota; Viridiplantae; Chlorophyta; Mamiellophyceae; Mamiellales; Mamiellaceae. The record is from RefSeq and is a predicted model, not a curated record. The coding region runs from base 1 to 561 and encodes 186 amino acids.
AUGGCCCACCCCGGACGCGCUCGCGGCGAUCCCUCCGACCGCGGAGGCGAUUCUCGACGCGCUGCGGCCGCUGUCGGAGCUGCGAGGCGCGGUGGGGGACCAGAGGGACGUGCAGCGGUGCCUGAUCCUCGGCCGGACCCGCGAGCUGGUGACGGACGCGAUCACGCGGUGGAUCUUCCCGGACGAAAAAGACGUCGGGGACCGAACCGGCGACGGCGCCGACGCCGACGCCGACGCCGACGACGCCGAGACGCUCCUCGCGCCCGCGCCGUCCGCUCCCCCCAGCCUCCUGCGCUUCGCCGCGCACCUCCUCCUCUUCCUCCAGGCGCUCCUCCCCGACGGCGGCGGCCUCGCGCCCGGCGGCGCGCUCUACGCGCGCGUCAACCGCGUCCUCUACGCGUACGCCGACCAUCUCGUCGCCGAGCGUCGACACGAGCUCGCGCCGCGGUACGCGCGUCACCUGCGGCCGGACCUCCUCGUCCGCGCGUACGCUCGCUUCCUCGACCGCCUCGCGCCGACGUCCGCGGAGACCAAGGCGCGAUGUCUGCGAGACGCGUCUGAGUGGAUCGAGCUCGAGGGCGAGGGCGGGUUAAGGGCGAUCGUCUCGAGGACGCUGGACGAGAGUCGGGAGGUUGUCGGCGCGUCUUCCUCGAAUGAGCAAGACUCCUUCGGCGACGACGCGACGCGGCCGGCCGAGCCUCCGCCGGAAUCCCCGGCGACGGGAAGGUUUAAGCGAGCGGCGAAUCUCGUGAAGACGCAGGUGCGCGUCGUGAACGCGUUUCACAGCGCCGGCGACGCCGUCGUCCGCGGCGAGACGCGCGCGCGCGGCGUCGUCGCCG